Messenger RNA from Ylistrum balloti, 6207 nucleotides. Its product is annotated as lipoma-preferred partner homolog. The coding region runs from base 113 to 1699 and encodes 528 amino acids. Gene Ontology annotation, cellular component: stress fiber; focal adhesion. The record is from RefSeq and is a predicted model, not a curated record. Lineage: Eukaryota; Metazoa; Mollusca; Bivalvia; Pectinida; Pectinidae. Gene Ontology annotation, biological process: cell-cell adhesion. The transcript is spliced from 10 exons.
GCAUCGGGGAAAGUGACAGAACACAGACACAGUGACAUUUACUAGCUUACCGUUGGAAGGACGGACGACUCCCUGUCAGCUCUCAUCCUUUGACAUAACAUUAACUGGCAAUAUGCAACAGGAACUGGAAUACAACUUUGGCCAGAUGGGUUUAUAUGACCAGUCUUCUGUGAAGAAGCUGCCGCCAGCAGUAGCCCCCAAACCGCGAAGGAACAAUGAUGCACCAGCUCCAUUUAAACCAGGAGCCAAUACAUACCGACAGUUCAAUCCGCCAGACCAACGGUUCAACCCACCAGAUGAUGAUUUUCCUCCCCCUCCUCCACCUCAGAUGGCUUACACAGAUGACACCCACGGAUACCUUCCGCCUCCUCCGCCUCCUCCCCCUCCAGAUACAGGGAAAGGAUAUGACAGCCAGGAAGAUUAUUUUCCACCUCCUCCACAGGUUCCUCAGGGCCAGUCUGGCCUGUAUGGACGUCAGUCACCAGUCAGCGUAGGAUACAGCGCGGGAACAUCACCAGUAAACACAGGGUACAACUCUGCAACAUCAACGUCUCCUGGAUACAGUGGUCAGACUUCUCCAAGGUAUGGUGGCCACUCAGCGCCUAGGUACGCCCCACAGUCUCCUGACCGGUCAUCUGGACGUACCCCAUCACCUGCCUACAACACCUCUUCAUACAGCCCUCCAAAUAGGGGUACAGAGGGACAGACUGAGUACACCACAGUAUUCCAGGGUGGUAAACAGUCCCCACAACCCUACUCUCUUAGAUCAUCUUCCCCUGCCGGGCGUACAUCACCAUAUGGCUCCAGCAACUAUGCCAACCUGCCUGGAUACUCCCCAAUGGCACCCCAGCAACAACCUGAUCAACAUAUAUAUGCCAGACCCAACAGUACCAGCUCUGAGGGGUUCACACCAUCAUAUCAUCAGCUUGUAGAAGAUGAUCGACCGCUGCCCGGCCCCCAAGUUCCAGCAGGAAAGAGUCCCUUGUUAGAACCAGUAAGUCCAACUCAGCCCUCAAGUGGAAAGGAAGCUGAAGUGGAUGCUUUGACUAACCUCCUCAUGGCUAACAUGGAGUCUACCAAAGAACCAGACUACUUCGGUAUGUGCAGUAGGUGUGGCAAGAAAGUGAUGGGUGAGAACAAUGCCUGUACCACCAACGACCAAGUAUAUCACAUUGCAUGUUUUGCCUGUCUAAGUUGUGGAACAAUGCUGAGAGGGAAAUCUUUCUAUUCCAUGGACAGUAAACCCUACUGUGAGACUUGUUAUCUGAACACACUAGAGAGAUGUUCUGUUUGUUCUAAGCCUAUUACAGACCGGUUGCUGCGAGCCACAGGAAAGCCAUACCACCCUGGCUGUUUUACCUGUGUAGUGUGUGGCAAAAGUCUGGAUGGAAUACCUUUUACUGUGGAUGCCACCAACCAAAUACAUUGCAUAGAAGAUUUCCACAAAAAAUUUGCUCCCCGCUGCUGUGUUUGUCAGCUACCUAUAAUGCCUGAUGUGGGAUUAGAAGAGACUGUGAGAGUUGUUGCUAUGGACAGAAGUUUCCAUGUCCAGUGUUAUCGUUGUGAGGACUGUGGUUUGUUGUUGUCAUCGGAGGCGGAGGGGCGGGGAUGCUAUCCACUGGACGAACACAUUCUGUGUAAGAAUUGCAAUGCCAAGAGGAUACAGAGCAUGACAACAAAGAUGACCACAGAGUUAUAACUGUGUAUCGUCACCUUGACGGCCUGUAAGUGGAAGAGGAUAUGCUUGACAGUGAAUGAACAAAAUUGAUAUCAGCAGAUGAAAGGCUGAUAUUGAUCUUAGAUCACCUUGACGGCAAAUGUGUAAUAUUUUACAGCAAAUAUAUGAUAUUUUUAUAACAGGAAUAAGGCAGGACACUGAGUUUGUCCUGAUGACCAGGAUGAUCAAUAUAUGGACAGAUUUCAUAUAGUUCAGAUGGAAGUUGGAACUUUUGAGAAGAACACAUGCAAUAUACAAAUUAUUCUGAGACAGACAACUUUUAUGUUGAACAUAUAUAUGAUAUGUAAUCAAAGCCAGUAUUUGUUCCAUAACAUUAAGGCAGGGUGAUUACUAGUAUUAUACAUGUAUAUGAAUUUACUAUAAAAAACCCCUUGAAACUAAUGAUUCCAGGAGAUAAAGAUUUGUACUUUAAUAUGUGUACAUUUUCAGUGUUUUUGUCUAACUCUGGGGUUUCUUUUAUAUAUAGUCAAACAUAAAAACUAUAACUUCAGCCUUUUAUUUAUGCUUAUUUAUAAACUAUUUAAAAUACAAUAAUUAAUAUGGCUGAACCUAAACUGACAUUUAUAUACAUGUAUAUGCACUAGUAUAAGAAUCUGUUCAUCAUAUAAAACUGAACUUAAAUAUGGUAAUAUUCAGAUACUCACUAGUUUGAGAUUUUGUUUAUCAUAAUAAGGAUAAAAUUAACAUGACAAUAUUUCAAUAUUCACGAGUUUAAGAAUUUGUUUAUCAUAAUAAGGAUUGAAAUCAAACAUGAAAAUAUUCCGAUAAUCAUGAGUUUAAGAAUUUGUUUAUCAUAAUCAGGAUUGAAAUCAAACAUGAAAAUAUUCCGAUAAUCAUUAGUUUAAGAAUUUGUUUAUCAUAAUCAGGAUUGAAAUUAAACAUGACAAUAUUCCGAUAAUCAUGAGUUUAAGAUUUGUUUAUCAUAAUCAGGAUUGAAAUCAAACAUGACAAUAUUCGAAUAUUCAUGCAUUUGAGAUUUUGUUUUCAUGAUUUAAAGUAAUGGAAGAUUCUAUUUAUCCUAUGAGAAUGAACUCAGGAAAGUUGUUUUACAUCUAGACUAGUUUAAGAAUCUGUUUAUUACUAUCAAUAGAGCACUACACAGAACCUUUAGACCUACUCAAGAAUGAACACAAGCUAUACAAAUUGCGUUUGUCAUACCCCUUGCAUAGCUAAAUUGGAAUGUAAGGUUUGUUUGUCUCGUCUGACUUUUCAUCUGUCAUGAUUCUUUGAUAUCAGUGUAGAAACUAGUUGUUUUACAGAUUUUGUUUCAAACUUAACCCACAUUUAUCUUACAAUCAUUGGUGCUUGUUUAACAUUGGAGGAGAAAGUGAAAUAUUUAGAACAAUAUCCUGAUGGCGUUAUACAUGUACAUAUGCAUUUAUUAAUUGAUGUGAAGCAAAUUUAUCAAGAAGUGCUACAUAUCCUUUAGGAUUUAAUUAUUUGAUUGAAUAACUGUUAACCUGUUGUUGAGACAGAUAGUGCUUUAUACAGGUACAAUAACUAGGCUGAUUUAAAAUGUGAUGUAUACUAAGAAAUGUAUUGUACUAUGUGUACUAUAUAUUUAUCUUUCAUAAAGCCCAAGGACAAAUACAUUCACUCAAAUCCCAUCCAUGGACAUAUUGCAGAGCAAUGAAAUAGUAUAUGGGUGGGCUUAUUACCAGAAAAAGGCUUAUUGCAAGAUAGAUAUUGUAAUAUGUCAGUAGGUAGUCACUUGUCGUCAGUGCAAUGCUUUGUGUAGAAUUCCUUCUAGCAGACCGCUAUUAGACAUGUCUUUUUUUGAUGGCCAAACACUUUCAGCUUGACAUGUUUCAUUAAAAUAGCAAAACACCCGCUGCCUGACAUGUCUCAUUAAGAUGGCCAAACACCUACCACUUAUUUCUUUUAGAUGUCCGAAAUUUCUAGACCUUUUUGAAUAGUAAGGAUUUAGAUUGUGCUCACAAGUCCUGUACAGAAUUCACUUUUUUGUUAUUUUUAUUUUUGUGUAACAAUUACGUAUUCAUGGCAGGUGAUACCUGGCUUUUGAUAUUGUACUUGAUAUCACAUAUCUUAACCCUUUUACUUGCCUAUUUGAAGAAUAUUUGAAAUGGAGAGCAGGUGCUCAUCAUCAUAUCAAGGUCAGUAAAGUUUUGGAACACUACUGAUAUUAGUUACUAUGUUCCUUUGGAAAUGGCAGCUUUAGUUGUCCACACCAGGACCUCAAGUAUUAGAUCUUAUUAUUUGAUUGUUGAAAUUUAUGUUUUUGAUGGGUGUUCCGUUAGAGUACAAAGGUGAUUUUGAAAGUGUUGAAACUAAUUUUUUUAGUGUUUGUUUAAUGGAGGUUAUUUGGAGUCCAAUAUCAUUAUGAAGAGGUCAUAAUUUUACCUGUUUAUUUAUUCCUGAGAAGAUUCUGGAAUAUCCUUAACUCCAGAUGAAAUAUAUUUUCACCUGCAGCUGAGGAUGAUACUUUUUUGAAUUAGAGGUAAUGUUGAUUAAUAUCCAAAUAUUUUUCAAAUAGGUGAACUUUGUACCCUCACAUUUUUUACAGUUGACUCUUGGCACAGUAUCCAAGCCCAAUGGUCCAUCUAUGCACAUUAUAAUAUUUACUUGUAAGUUAUAUACAGACUGUGAUCCUUGGAAUUAGUGACCAUUUCCUGUCUAUUGUAGUGUUUUCCAAUCUGUAUACUUUACCUUGUGUCAACAUGUACCUGUACAUACAUGCUUAUGUAUUCUUUGUGUUUAUGAAACAAAAGUAUGAUCUGACAAUGUUAUUUUACUUCAAAAUUAAUAUAUGUAUAAUUUCCUGGCAAUAUUUUUACAUCAAAUUAUGUGCAAAGUACUAAAGAACUUGUAGACAUUCACCUGGUCCUUCUGUAAAAGUGCUGUAAUAAAAACAGAUUUAAUGUGUGUAAGAAUAGACUAGCAGAUUAACAGGUUUAGUGUUUGUACAGAAUAGAUAGGUGGUCCAAUUAAACAGGUUUAAUGUCUAUAUAGAAUAGACAUUUGAUCUGAUUAAACAGGUUAAAUGUCUGAAGAAAAUUAGACAGGUGAUCCAAGCACAGAGUGGAAAGGUGUUAUUGUUAAUCAUGUUUUGUAUCUGUAGAGAAUAGACAGGUGGUCUGAUUAGACAGGUUUAAUAUUUGUACUGGGAAAACAGGUGUCUGAUGAAACAGGUGUGCAUUUACUGAUACAACAGGUGUUUUGAUGAACAGGUUUAUUAUCAGUGCUGAAUAGACAUGUUAGAUCGGAUGACUGAAGUGAAGUGAACAAUUUCAUAUAUUUACAAUUUUGAUUUUAAGGUAAAAUAAUGAAUAAUUAAUGUGCUAUAAAUAUUAAUACUGAAUCUCUAAUUAACUUACCUAUUUUUUCAUUUCAUUGUAUUCAGUUUUUCCCCAUUUUUUUUUCUUUUCUCGUUUCUUUGAUUAUCCAAAUAAGAACUCUUUGCAAUUUUAAAUCUGCAUAUGGUGUAUAUUUUUCAAAUGUGCAUGUCCUUUUUCAAUCAACUGUGCCGUUAGCUUUGCUAUUCAUUAUUGGAAUUACAAUUGGAAAUUAAAGUUUUUCCUAUGUUUUAAAAUAUAUACAAAAUUUAGUACAUAUCUUACCAGCAAUGUUUAAUGUCUGAAAGUCUAAUCAUGAAAAUCUGACAAUCAUUUAUUGUAAUUUAUCUUUUAAAAUUGACAUACAACAUAUUUAUAAGUAACCCUGUACAUGAACGGCUAAGAUACGCAUAGAUGUUUAAAUUGAUUUUGUAAAAGAUUGUUGAAGCAAAAGUGAGAGAGGCUGGUAUGUUGAAUUCUGACAGUUGUAGUUUGUUAUGGCUAUUUUUUGAAAAGCACAGAAAGGAUAUUUCUCAAAUUUGAUGUGUAUGUUCUCCAUGGCCCUUUGUUUUGCCCAUUAAAUUUUAAGACUGAUGAGAAAAGGAUUCAGAAAGGAAAAGUAAGAAAAGAUCAGUCUUGCAUAGAACCAAUAAAUCAUUCAAUGCUGGCUGCCACAAUACCUGAAGGAUCUCGUUUGUUUUGAGGAUACAACAAGUUCCAAUACUUAAUACCACUGUUUUUGUUUGUCCUGAAUUAUCUCCCCUAAUACAAUAUCACAUGGACAACAUUGAAAUAUAAAAGUCCACGAUUGCAGUAUACUUCCUUAACAGUGUUCGAGAGUGCAUAUAGGGAUGACAACCAUUCCAAUCACAAUUGUAAAUGGCAUAAGUUUAUUACAUUGUACUGUGCUGAGGGAUUGAAACAGAUGUCAGUAUGAUAGAGUACAGUCAGUGCAGAAAAGAAACAACAAAGAAGUAACAUUAUGUAUUUGUUAAAAUAUGAAGUGAAGUAAAGCUUUAAAUAUAAAUGAACUGAUUAAGUAUUAAAAAGUAAUACCAUGUAUUUUAUUUACUGCAUAUCAUAUUAGCUUUGUACCACAUCACAUCAUUUAAUCACUGGAGAUCUGCCACAACGAGCUGUUAACUUUAUGUUGUCAAUAAAUAGCAUUAAUAAUAA